AUGGGGCUGGUGGUACUUACAGGAGUGGAGCUGGAGGCGCUGGAGCUGUUUCUUGCUGUAGGUGCUGCUGGUGCUGGAGCUGGUGGUGCUGCAGGACUUGGAGCUGGAGGCGCUGGAGCUGUUCCUGCAUGUGGCUGCUGCAGGAGUUGGAGCUGGGAGGCGCUGGAGCUGUUCCUGCUGGUGGUGCUGCACGAGUUGGAGCUGGAGGCGCUGGAAGCUAUGGCACUUCGUCCUUCCUCUGUUCCACUGCGUGUCCCUCUGCCGUCUCCUCCUGCGUCCUCCCUUUCUGACGGUCCGGACCCCGAGUGUGACUCACUUCGUGCUGCCAGCCCUACCAUCACGCGUCUACUAGCUACUGUUGUCACUGACCCUUCCUUUGAGUCCACUGCUGCGUCUGCCUUAGUUGCUGAGCUUGUCGACUUUGCUGCUCACUGUCGUCUAGACUACGCCGCUAGUCUUGUUGCUGUGUCUGAGUCUGUGUGUCCUCCGUCCGUCGGGGGUGAGUGUGCUCUUGGCACGGACGUCCUUGAGGACAGGCAGGAGGACUUUGAGUACUUUGCAACUGCUGUACCUCAUCUCGUGUCCAUGCUGAGUGCACCUGAGGGAGACCCGGAUGCACCAGACAUCCCGACCUCGCGCUCUUAUGCAGAGGCGAUAGAGGGUCCUUACUCCUCUCAGUGGCAGUCAGCCAUGGACGCAAGAGAUGGCAUCCUGGAAGUCCACAGCCACUUAUGUCGAUGA
Messenger RNA from Closterium sp. Naga37s-1, 741 nucleotides. The record is from the annotation of a GenBank genome assembly. Lineage: Eukaryota; Viridiplantae; Streptophyta; Zygnematophyceae; Desmidiales; Closteriaceae.